GAGAGUAAACUGAAGGGUUUACAUAGCUGGUCUCUUUAAUAAGGAUCUUAUUUCACAACUGACGAUAUUCCAAUCAGCAUCAUAGCCACAAUUUAUCUGAGUCCGGCAUAUGUAUUAGAGGUGUGUAAAUUGUGUGAAAAAUCAUAAACUUUUUUGUGCGCCGAUACGGAAGAAAACUGGGGACCAGAGACGAACCACGUGCAGCACAUUUUGUUUUUCAAAGGGCGGAAAAAUGAAGGGCAUGGUUCCCUCUCUCUCCCAGGCCUAUGCCCGGCGCUGGUGGAUGGCGUGUACAGCAGUGCUGGAGAACCUGUGGUGUUCUGCUGUUCUACUGGGCUGGGCUUCUCUCCUCAUAAUGCUUAAAACCGAGGGCCUUUACUCUCACCUGUGCACAGAAAAUGGGACAGAUGUUGUGAACUCCAUGGGGAAUAAGAGUAAGUCUAACUUCAUGGGGGAGUGGCCCGUGUGUGUGGACCAGGAUGAGAUGCUGAAUCUGGGCUUUACCAUCGGCUCCUUCCUGCUCAGUGCUGCUACUCUGCCACUGGGCAUCCUUAUGGACCGAUACGGACCCAGACCACUACGCCUAACUGGGAGUGCGUGUUUUGCUCUGUCAUGUGCGAUGAUGUCCAUCUCGGCGUAUAAUCCAGCAGUUCUGUCUGCACUCAUCUUUCUCGCUCUGUCACUCAAUGGCUUUGGAGGAAUCUGUCUGACCUUCACAUCAUUAACGCUGCCGAACAUGUUUGGGAGUCUGAGUUCCACCAUCAUGUCUUUGAUGAUUGGCUCGUAUGCCUCCUCCGCCGUUACUUUCCCAGGAGUUAAGUUGAUUUAUGAUGCGGGAGUUUCAUUUAACGUCAUCAUGUGGGUGUGGACUGCCCUGGCGUGUCUUGUCUUCAUAAACUGUUUCCUGAACUGGCCCGCAGAGGCUUUCCCUACGCCUGAGGAGAUGGAGCAGAUGAGAAAGCAACGAUCUGAAAAAGCUCCUGAGAAUGGAAAAUUAAGCACCACUGACGGAGAGCAGUUAAGUCUGUCCCCUGUAGAGCACCGUCACUCAACAGAAAAACUGCCCAGUGAAGUACCAAGCUCUGUGCCUUUCCGUCGCUCUGUUUUUUCGCCCAUUUUCCUGUGGAGUCUGGUUACCAUGGGAAUCACUCAACUGCGAAUCAUCUUCUUCAUGGGAGCCAUGAACAAGAUGGUGGAAUUCUUCAUCACCCAUGGCGAGAAAGAGAACUUGUCUGAGAAGGUGGCUGAAAAGGCUGAGGAGACAGUGAGUUUCUACUCUGGGAUCUUUGGUGUGCUGCAGCUGCUGUGUUUGGCGACCUGUCCUCUGAUUGGUUACAUUAUGGACUGGAAGAUGAAGGAAUGUGAGACGGAUGGGAAGGGUGUGACAGAUGGACAGAAAAGUGGUCCAAAGCGUGACAGAAAGAUCCAGAAAUUAACCAAUGCCAUGAGAGCCUUCACCUUCACCAACAUGUUACUGAUCAUGUUCGGCGUACUGUCCCUCAUCAACAGCCUGCCACUUCAGAUUCUGACAUUUAUCCUGCACACUAUGGUUCGCGGUUUUAUUCACUCCUGCUGUGGAGGACUGUACGCUGCUGUGUACCCAUCUAAACACUUUGGGACUCUCACUGGUCUCCAGUCUAUGAUCAGUGCCAUGGUGGCAUUGCUCCAGCAGCCGCUCUUCAUCGCCAUGUUGGGACCGCUCAAAGGCGACGCCCACUGGAUCAAUGUAGGCCUGCUGAUUGCCUCAUUGGCCGGUUUCCUGUUGCCAGGAUACCUGUACUACCACCGCAGACACCUGAAAAAGGAGAAGGUGGAGAGAGAGAAGGUGGACACACGGUCCGCCCCGGAGAAACAGGCUCUCAACCCCCAUGAAGCAAACGGCAUUGGUCACCACAGCAACGGCCAUCUCCCCCAGGAGGCGUAACCGUCAACACCAGCAAAUAGUCUGGGUCGUACUAUUUUUCAUGUGCCUUUUUUUUUUUUUUUUUUUUUUUUUUUACAGUGAAACAACAAAAUCAGCAUGAGUCACGUUUUAAGAGCUUUUUUCUCAGCUCACGUAUUUCAUAAAUCCAUUUGAAAGAGAACUUAAGGUCGAAACUAAGAUUCUCUCUGCUUUUCUCUCGACAUACAGAUAUGUGGUCUGACUUUGUCAGGUUGACUAAGGUUUGACAACAGUUUAUGACAGAAGCUGUAAAAAGAGAAAAAUAAGAAACUGCUGUUAGAUGAUGUGGAGUAGUAAAUUUCUGGUUCCAUCCUGAGAAUUUCACUCAGAGACUGUGACAAAUAGCUCUCAAAGAGUAAACACAAGAUUGCCAACACCCCCCCUCCCCUCCAUUUAGCUAAAGAGUACCUCAUUGAGCUAAAGAGCGUCUGGAAUCUCCCCUGUGUGACUGUUCCCACACAGACUGUGGUCAAAAUGAGUGAAUUUGACACAAGAGUCUGGCCCUGCCCAUCAUAUGGAGAGAGAAAAGCAGACACGUCUGAGAAAUGAAGAGGUACCUAAGGAAAUGACAGAUGGUUGAUUGGGUGGUAGUUAUGUGAAAGUGUGAAAAAUGGUUGAUUGGCUAGUAGUUACGUGGAAGAUGUAGGUCAAAGUGUUUGUUUGUUUAUGCUGUUUCUCCCAAGCCAUUGUAAUGUCAGACCUGGAUCUAGAAUAUGGAAUGACUUGAAUACUGUUUUUUUAGGUAGAUUUAGUGUGUGUGUGUGCGUGCGUGUGUGUGUGGGUGUGUAAGAUGUUGAGAUUGGAGAAUAGUAGUUCCUGUCAAUGCUGCAUUGUGAUGUCAGGUUUUUAAAUUGUAUUUAUUUAGGAUUUUUGUUUUUGUCUGGGGGAAUAGAACUUUUAGGGUGAAAACUUGGGAUUGUUCUUCAUUCAUUCAUUCAUUCACACACAACCAUGAUGUUGCUUCGUUUUCCAUGAUCUACCUCAACUGCUCUCUAUCUGUCCAGAGCAGGCAGUGAGUCAAUGCAUUUGUCUGUGAGGUCAAGAGUGUAUGUGUGUGUGUCAGAGAAAGAGCCUGUUCUCAUGGCUGUGUAUGUGUGUGUGGCAGAGAGAGAGAGAGAGACAGUGAUUUCCAGGUAGUCUAUCUGUUGAGGUGUCCUGAUAGAUUAACUGAGGUAUAUCGUAAUGGAAUAAGAAGAGAGGAAAAUGACCACCAUUUCAAGGUUAAACCAAAGUUCAGUGUUACAUGUGAACAUGUGUCAUGUAAAACCAAAGUUCAGUGUUACAUGUGAACAUGUCACGUAACCGUUACCACACUAAAGCCGCAUUUGUCCAGAGAGUAAUCAGCAGUUACCAAUGAAAAUGAUCAAACAUUUCUCUGUGUGUUUUCAUCUAAACACACAGGUGUACUCUUACAGCCCAAAGCUAUUCUGAUCCAACCUGAUGACUGAGCAGUGUCACUCUUGCUGAUACACGACGUCUUGGCACUAAUUCAUGCGUUACAUUUGAAAAUCGACCUUAUCUUGUGUUCUGAGGAGCCAUAGAUACUGAUCCAGAGUCAGUGUCGUAGAAGCUGGACUGAUACACUGUCACAUACUGGAGCCAAACUGUAUGGAAAAGCUCUUUUAUCUAUGACCUAAUAUGUAGUGAUGAUUUUUUUUAACUUUUUACCUGCAUUAGCUGUUGAAAUACUUGUUCUGUAUGACUUUAAAUGUAAACGUAUCAUUUUUAUGGGCUAUAUAUUGCAGGUAAAGUGUUAUAUCUUUCAUGUUUUUGAGUGAAUGUGUUUUAAACGGGGUUGUCUAUGAAUUAUGCAAUGUACGCUUUCUUCUGUACAGCACUUCUCCUUUUCUUAUAGGCAAACUUUUAAACCUUCUUUUUGCUUUAUUUUCUGCUCCUUUUCACAUAGUGCCUUGUGUCCGUAGGUAAAACAAGAACACUGAAUGUACCAAACAGAUACUAGAGAAGGUAUUCUGUAUUAACUGAAGCCAUUGACAUGCCACCAUGAGGAGGCAAUGAAAAGCCAUAAAGGAAGAGAAAGCAGGCAGAAAUGUGAGGGGAAAGGGGAAGUUUUUCAUGAACAUGUAGACAGGCAUCACAGCUUUAAGAUACCCCAAAAAAUAAAAUUCAAAAUAAAAGAUGUGCAUGUAACAAGA
This is a messenger RNA of Chanos chanos (milkfish), 4095 nucleotides long. It is a transcript of the gene slc43a1a, whose product is annotated as solute carrier family 43 member 1a. The record is from RefSeq and is a predicted model, not a curated record. The transcript is spliced from 15 exons. Gene Ontology annotation, biological process: neutral amino acid transport; transmembrane transport. Bases 233 to 1924 code for a protein of 563 amino acids. Gene Ontology annotation, molecular function: L-amino acid transmembrane transporter activity; neutral L-amino acid transmembrane transporter activity. NCBI's taxonomy places the organism in Eukaryota, Metazoa, Chordata, Actinopteri, Gonorynchiformes, Chanidae.